Gekko japonicus is the source of this 1683-nucleotide messenger RNA. It is a transcript of the gene CITED2, whose product is annotated as Cbp/p300-interacting transactivator, with Glu/Asp rich carboxy-terminal domain, 2. The record is from RefSeq and is a predicted model, not a curated record. Lineage: Eukaryota; Metazoa; Chordata; Lepidosauria; Squamata; Gekkonidae. Bases 296 to 1000 code for a protein of 234 amino acids. Gene Ontology annotation, cellular component: nucleus. The transcript is spliced from 2 exons. Gene Ontology annotation, biological process: regulation of DNA-templated transcription; sex determination; left/right pattern formation.
UCCUCCCUUUUGAAAUCCUAUAUUAGCUGUGGCCAAAGCAGGCUAAGAAACACAGCUCAUUGUUGGCAAGUGUUGAUGAGGAACUCGCAAAGGAGUGAGAGAGGAACGGCUUUGGAUCUUUCCGCUCCAAGAGCAGCAGCAGCAGCAAUAAUAAUUAUUAUUACCAACUCCCGUAGUCGCAGAGGAGCAAAAAGAGAAUCGCUUGUUUUUAUGCUGGGAAAUCUUUACUGACUGAUUUUUUUUUUUAUCAGCACGUUUGAAGCAAAAGAAGAAAAGGGAGGGCGUGAGGCUGGAAAUGGCAGACCACAUGAUGGCCAUGAACCACGGGCGCUUCCCUGAUGGAACCAAUGGGCUUCAUCACCAUCCCGCACAUCGAAUGGGAAUGGGUCAGUUUCCCACCCCCCACCAUCAUCAGCAACAGCAACAUGCCUUCAGCGCUUUGAUGAGCGACCAUAUACAUUAUGGAGGUGGAAAUAUGAAUGCAAACAGUGGGAUCAGACACGCCAUGGGGCCGGGGAAUGUGAAUGGGGGUCACCCUCCGAGCAGCAUGCCGCCGACGGCCAGGUUUACCAGUUCCCAGUUCAUGGCCCCUGCGGUGGCAACCCAAGGGGGGCCUUUAACAGCCAGCAUGCAGCUGCAGAAGCUCAACAACCAGUACUUCAGCCACCAUCCGUAUCCUCACAACCACUACAUGCCGGACUUGCACCCUGCCAAUCAUCAGCUCAAUGGAGCAGCCCAGCAUUUUAGAGACUGCAACCCGAAGCACAGCAACAGUGGCGGCGGCAGCGUGCCCGCCUCUGUGCCCCACGUCCCUGCAGCAAUGCUGCCUCCCAAUGUCAUAGACACUGACUUCAUAGAUGAGGAGGUGCUCAUGUCCUUAGUCAUAGAAAUGGGCUUGGACCGCAUCAAGGAGCUUCCCGAGCUGUGGUUGGGACAGAAUGAGUUUGAUUUCAUGACAGACUUCGUUUGCAAACAGCAGUCCAGCAGAGUGAGCUGCUGACUUCUUGUGAAACAAAAGGACUUUUUAUCUGUGUGAAUGCAAACAUUCCCUCAAGACACAGUAUCUCAAAGGCUUUUAGGAUCUUGAGUAUCUGGGAAACAGAGUAAACUAUAAGCUUGUAUAAAUAUGAUUUCUCCCUUCUUUGUUUUUAAUUGCUGUCAUUUCUUUAUGUUUAACCUUGGAUACUCAUUUCUGCCCUCCCUCCCUGUAAUGAUUCAGUCUUUAGAAUUUCUCAGUCUCUGCUUAUUUUUUCCCCCCACUGGUAAUAUGCCAGUUAUUUCAACUGUUAUGAAUAUUGGCAGAUUGCUUAAACUUGUGGAUUUUCUGUAGGCUAUCAUUUCAAAUAACUAGGACAGCAUUCAGAUUCUGAGUUAAAGGACAAAAAAAUGCAUUAGUUGGUUGCAUGAAGUUCAGGGUAGAUUCCUGCACAAAUACUGCCCUCUUGCUUUGUUUUUAACUAUGCAUUGCAGUGCUACUAACUUUUAGUCUGCUUAAACUGGAAGCUUAAGAAAUGUGGGCCAAACCUUCCCUGAUCAGGAAAAAGAAACCAGUUCCUUAAACUCUGCUAUCUGUUCUCCUUCACAUCUGUACAGACAAUAAUAAUAGUAUGAAUGGAAUGGUCUCUAGUCGGGGGUUUCUUUUAAAAAAAAUUGUUCUAGCUCUUUCAGCAGCCUUUCUUUUAU